Myxocyprinus asiaticus (Chinese sucker) is the source of this 2907-nucleotide messenger RNA. Its product is annotated as gremlin-2-like. Gene Ontology annotation, biological process: animal organ morphogenesis. The transcript is spliced from 2 exons. NCBI's taxonomy places the organism in Eukaryota, Metazoa, Chordata, Actinopteri, Cypriniformes, Catostomidae. The record is from RefSeq and is a predicted model, not a curated record. The coding region runs from base 601 to 1185 and encodes 194 amino acids. Gene Ontology annotation, molecular function: BMP binding; receptor ligand activity.
GCGAGAAUGAAAGAGAACAUGUGGAGGAGAGACAAUAUGUUUUCAGAACUGGGUGAUAAACAGUGGGCUUCAGGGGGAGGUAUCAGAGAGUGCUAGACCAAAAACAGAGGGAGUGAGAGAAAGAGGUGUAGAUGAAUCAGUUAGAAACUUGUGUGGAACUGGUGAUUUCCCUUCUCAUCUCACCACACUCACUUCACUCUGGAGAGGCAGUUGGAUGUGACAGUAAAUCACAGAGAAGAUGAUUCAAAGACUCCCCAGGAAGGACUCAGUGACACAGAAUCCGAGCUGGAUGCCACACAAAUUACUGAAAUGGGGGAACUAUGAGCCAUAAAGCGUGACUGCUUCAGUUUGGCCUCUUCAGAGCAGGACUCAAACAGGAAGGGCUGGUGGAGACAAAAUUUCAGCACAACUGAAGGAGAACUCUUCAAGAAUCAUUCGGUAUUUCUCUGGAAAGCCUCUUGUCUCUCUUAUGGAUUUCCACACGUCCUUUCCGCAGCUGGAGCUCUAAACCUUGGGCUAUCUUUGACCUGCUGUUUGACCUUUGACCUCCUGUGACCUUUUUAGGAUAACAGCAAUACAAUACGUCUCCAGAUCAACAGAAUGUUCUGGAAGCUGGCAAUACCUGCCAUUUUGGCAUGGACCCUUUGUGUAUCUACGGAAACCAAGAAGCCACGACCUCAAGGUUCCAUCCCCUCCCCUUACAAGCUUAAGGGCAACGAGCUGUCAUCGCCAUCCCUCACUUUAGCAUCAUUACCCCAACACAAGUCCUCACGACGGCAGAAAGGUAAACAUGACAUGCUGUCGUCGAGCCGAGAGGCCCUAGUGGUCACAGAGAGGAAGUACCUAAAGAGCGACUGGUGCAAAACACAGCCAUUACGUCAAACAGUAAGUUUGGAGGGCUGUCUGAGCCGAACCGUGAUCAACCGCUUCUGCUAUGGCCAAUGUAACUCAUUUUUCAUCCCACGCCAUUUGACGUCCCAAACCUUUCCACAUCGAAGUCGAAAAAUGGCGCCUGUGCCAGACCACAACUCUUCAUUCCAAUCCUGUGCAUUCUGCCGGCCAAGCCGGAUAACCAGGGUUACCAUACGGCUUCACUGCCCUGGGCUACAGCCACCAUACCGACAACGGAAAGUGCAACGCAUCAAGCAAUGCAAAUGUGUGUCUGUUAAUGUCAAUGCUGCAUAAUACCUAUAGAAGAAAGCUGACACAAAUAUAUGGCUGGACAAUGCUUCUAAUGCAGCUGUUUUUUUUUUACUUUGAAAAAUAUUGAACUGAGGUUGUCCAACAAGGGCACACAGACAAUUUGUGUGCAACGUGUGCCAAAGACAACAGCUAAUCAAAAAUUGGCCACCUUCAGAAUGUCCUGACUAUACCGCAGUAUGCAAGAGGGCAAUGGCAAAUUAAAAAAUUUAAAAACAGGGCUAUACACAAAGAGUGUUCAAUUACUUGUUUGAAGUAUCACCAAGUACAAGACACAGUUAAUCUAAAUUCUGUUUUAAAUGAACUAAUGAUAUAAUAUGUCAAUGUGAGUUCGUGUUUGAGUUUAAGUUAGUCCUGAUAGUGAAUUUUUUCUUCAUUAACAGACCUUAAGCCGGGUGCACACUGUAUAAUAUUUACGAUCUAUUACGAUUGUUGUUUGCCAGACUUUACGAUAUGAUCCAAGUGAGAUCAUGGGUAAAAGCUAUGGAACACCAUGCAACAUUAUGUGAGGCUGUGCGAUACACAUUGUAGCCAAGACUUUGGUCGCCAUCAUCCUAACUGACAGCGUUGACUGGGAGGUGUAUCUCAUCUGCCUGUCGUAGGAUCAGUCACUGUCAGAACUUUGUUUUGGAGGCUACAAUUCAUUACAAAGGAAAUCAAUCAGCCAUGAAUGAACAUGUCACACUAAGCAAAGACUGCAGAUUUUGCUCUACGAGAAAUCUUUUACGAUCCUCAAAAUGUGUCUAAGAUGCCAGAAUUGUAUAGUGUGAACCCGGCUUUUGUCAGGGUAGGCGGCAUUUAUUUAUUUUUUGUCAUUGAAAACAAGGCUUAAGGGAUAGAUUUACAGUCCGUUCUAUGGGCUGUACUAAAUGUUCUAGAUCACGCCGAAUGUUCAGAUUUUUCCAGUUUAGUGUAAUGGAAUCCUACAUAUUUUAAUGUUUCGUCAGCUGAGUGAUCCACACCAAGCUAUUGAACCGUUCAACCCUUUGAACAGACAGUAUGUCUAUCCCUCACAGCCUUGUUUUCAUUCAUAAAAAAUAACAUCUACCCUGUCUAGGGUUUACAGAUGGAGCAUCUGUCUCUACUAUUUAUCUAAGGAUUCUCAAGUAAUCCUGUGUUAGUCUUGAUAAAUGAGAGCAGUAGAAAUGUCUUGACUACCAUCAACACUACAUGGCCAAAAUUAUGUGGACACCACCUUCUACUUAACAGGGUUUGGCUAUUUCAGCUACCCUCAUUAAUAAGAGUUGCAAAUCAAGCUGCUCCUUGUGCACAAUGCCCCAAAGUGAGGUCCACAAAAGAUGAUUUACUGAGUCUGGUGUAGAGGAACUUGACUGACCUGCACAAAGCACAGACCCGAACCCCUUUGAGAUUGGAACACCGACUAUGAGCCAGGACCCACCACCUAACAACAGUCAGUUACAUUUUGACUUGGUGCUGCCAUUGGCUACAUUUCAUCCAAUGAAAAUUGUGGCUGAUUUUGUUUAACCAAAUCACAUACCUUUGAGCCUUGUAGUUUGUACAAUGAUACACAAUGUGCACAAAAUUUUUCAUUAAAAACAUAAAAUAAAAAAUACCAUGAAUGACAAUAUUUAACAAAAUAGCAAAAUGUGUAGAUAAAGAAAUGUUAUAAUAUGACAAAUCAACAAUAGAAAAACUAUAAAUAUAUGUAAAAUAUAUAAUGAACAUGCUUUCUAAAAAUAAAUAUAU